AAGGAGCGAGAACCUGGCGUUGUUAGAGCAGGUGAGAGCUCAGCUGGUGGCAGAGGGCACCAGCCGCUGCAGGAGUUCCUGGAGGGACCCCAAGGCCGCUGAGCAGGGACCCGCCGCGCGGGUUAUGCUGGGGACUCAGAUCCCUGCGGAUAAUCGGUCAAUCAGGACGGCACCAUGGCGGAUUUGCAGGAGGAUUACGAAGAGGGGCUGGGAGAGAUUCUAGAGGAGGAGGAGUAUGAAGACGCAGGCGUCCCCGCGCCCCAGGUGGAGGAGCCCGAAGCUCAUGUCACCGAGCCGACAGCCACAGACUACCACACCACAUCGCAGCCAGGCACCCACGAGGUCUACGUGGAGCUGCAGGAACUGGUGAUGGACGAGAAGAACCAGGAGCUGCGGUGGAUGGAGGCUGCGCGCUGGGUGCGGCUGGAGGAGAACCUCGGGGAGGGCGGGGCCUGGGGCCGCCCGCACCUGUCUUACCUCACCUUCUGGAGCCUCCUGGAGCUGCAGAGAGCCUUCGCCAAGGGGUCUGUCCUCCUGGAUCUGGCAGAGACCUCCCUGGCCGGAGUGGCCAACCAGCUGCUGGACAGGUUUAUCUACGAGGAGCAGAUCCGGCCUCAGGACCGAGAGGAGCUGCUCCGGGUCCUGCUGCUCAAACACAGCCAUGCCGGAGACCUAGAAGCCCUGGGGGGUGUGAAGCCCACGGUCCUGACGCGUUCUGGUGGCCCCUCAGAGCCCCUGCUUCCCCAGCAGCCCUCGCUGGAAACUCAGCUAUUCUGUGAACAGGGAGAGGGGGGCACGGAAGGCCGCUCUCCAUCUGGAAUUCUGGAAAAGAUCCCCCCAGAUUCAGAGGCCACCCUGGUGCUCGUGGGCCGAGCUGCCUUCCUGGAGCGGCCAGUGCUGGGCUUCGUCCGGCUGCAGGAGGCCACGGAGCUGGAGGACGCUGUGGAGCUUCCCGUGCCCGUGCGCUUCCUCCUUGUGUUGCUGGGACCCGAGGCCCCUCAUAUUGACUACAACCAGCUUGGCCGGGCUGCUGCCACCCUCAUGUCGGAGAGGGUGUUCCGCACGGAUGCAUACCUGGCCCAGAGUCGGGGGGAGCUGGUGCGCUCCCUGGAGGGCUUCCUGGACUGCAGCCUGGUGCUGCCUCCCUCGGACGCCCCCUCGGAGAAGGCGCUCCUCAGCCUGGUGCCCGUGCAGAGGGAGCUGCUGCGAAGACGCUACCUGCCCAGCCCGGCCAAGCCAGACCCCAGCUUCUACAAGGGACUAGAUUUAAAUGGGGGUCCAGGGGCCGACGGUGGCCCAGAUGACCCUCUGCAGCGAACAGGCAUGCUCUUCGGGGGCCUGGUGCGUGACAUAAAGCGCCGCUACCCUCGCUACUUGAGUGACAUCACAGAUGCCCUCAGCCCCCAGGUCCUGGCCGCCGUCAUCUUCAUCUACUUCGCUGCCCUCUCACCUGCCAUCACCUUCGGCGGCCUCCUGGGAGAGAAGACCCAGAACCAGAUGGGGGUGUCGGAGCUGCUCAUCUCCACUGCGGCGCAGGGCAUCCUUUUUGCCCUGCUGGCGGCUCAGCCCCUGCUCGUGGUUGGCUUCUCAGGGCCUCUGCUCGUGUUUGAGGAAGCCUUCUUCUCGUUCUGCAACACCAAUGGCCUGGAGUACCUCGUGGGCCGUGUGUGGAUCGGCUUUUGGCUCAUUCUGCUGGUGGUGCUGGUGGUGGCCUUCGAGGGCAGCUUCCUGGUCCGCUUCAUCUCCCGCUACACCCAGGAGAUCUUCUCCUUCCUCAUCUCCCUCAUCUUCAUCUACGAGACGUUCGUGAAGCUGGUCAAGAUCUUCCAAGACCACCCACUGCAGAAGCAUUAUAUGCACAAUGUGACCAUAGAGCCCAAACCUCUGGCUGCCCUGCCCAACACAGCCCUCCUCUCCCUUGUGCUGAUGGCUGGCACCUUCUUCUUUGCCAUGAUGCUGCGCAAGUUCAAGAACAGCUCCUACUUCCCUGGCAAGCUGCGACGGGUCAUCGGGGACUUUGGGGUUCCCAUCUCCAUCCUCAUCAUGGUCAUUGUGGAUUUCUUCAUCAAGGACACCUACACCCAGAAACUCAGCGUGCCUACGGGCCUCAAGGUGUCCAACUCCUCUGCCCGGGGCUGGGUCAUCCACCCACUGGGCUUGUAUUCCAAGUUCCCCAUCUGGAUGAUGUUCGCCUCUGUUCUGCCUGCGCUUCUGGUCUUCAUCCUCAUCUUCCUUGAGUCCCAGAUCACCACGCUGAUCAUCAGCAAACCCGAGCGCAGGAUGAUCAAGGGCUCCGGCUUCCACCUGGACCUGCUGCUGGUCAUUGGCAUGGGCGGGGUGGCCACUAUCUUUGGGAUGCCCUGGCUCAGUGCCACCACUGUGCGUUCAGUCACCCAUGCCAAUGCCCUCACCGUCAUGGGCAAGGCCAGCGCCCCAGGGGCUGCAUCCCAGAUCCAGGAGGUCAAGGAGCAGCGGAUCAGCGGGCUCCUGGUCUCUGUGCUCGUGGGCCUGUCCAUCCUCAUGGGGCCCAUCCUGUCCCACAUCCCCCUGGCUGUGCUGUUUGGCAUCUUCCUCUACAUGGGGGUCACAUCCCUCAGCGGCAUCCAGCUCUUCGACCGCAUCUUGCUUCUCUUCAAGCCACCCAAGUACCACCCGGACGUGCCCUUCGUCAAGCGGGUGAAGACCUGGCGCAUGCACUUGUUCACGGGCAUCCAGAUCAUCUGCCUGGCGGUGCUGUGGGCCAUCAAAUCCUUCCCGAGCACCUCCCUGGCCCUGCCCUUCAUCCUCAUCCUCACCGUGCCCCUGCGCCGUCUCCUGCUGCCACUCAUCUUCAGGAAACUGGAGCUCCAGUGUCUGGACGCGGACGAUGCCAAGCCAAGCUUCGAUGAGGAGGAAGGGCGGGAUGAAUAUGAUGAAGUGGCCAUGCCCGUGUGAGGGGGAGCACCUGGGCCCCAGGUGUCUCCUCCGCUCCCUGCUCUGCUCUCUCAGGACACGUGGAAGCUCAGGGGCAGCUCAGGGACCCCCAGGUCCCUCCUGGGGCAGCAGCUGAGGCCCCGGAGCUAUGGGUGGGGCAAGGAUGGGUGUCUAGGAAAACUUCCACAAUGGGUAGACUGGCUCUUCUGGCUGGAAACGGGCAGCAGAGCCCAUGUUAGGGCGUUCGCGAUACGGUGCUUCCUGCUGCCACAGUGCCACCUGGGGAUGCCCUGCUAGGGGACUUAGAUCAGAGCCCUGCGUCCUUGUGACAAGGACAGGGGCAGCAGUGAGGGAGGGAGGUGGGAGGAUGGGUUCAAGUUCCUGCUUGCUGUGUGACCCUGGGCAAGUCCCUUAACUUCUCUGGCCUCUGCAUGUCUUCUGUAAAAUGGGUAUUUUGAUAAUAACAUCCCCACUGCAGGGUGGUCACUGAGGACCAAAGAUAAAUGUAAACAAAGGGCUUUGUAAACUCUGAAAGGACCUUUAGGCUGUAGUCAUUGUUCUUUUUCAAGCCUGCCCAAGGUCACACAGCUCCUGAGCUGUGCGGCUGGGGGUUGAACCAGGUCUCCUGAUUCUGAGGCCAGAGAGAGAUCUGGGCCCUGCUUCAGUCGACCACCUCCCCAUGCGUUUAGCGAUGGCCCUGCUGGCUGCCCCUUCCCCUUCUCAGCCCCCACCCCCUACCGAGGGACCCUUUUCUCCAGAGCAGAGACAGGUGUGGGGGCAGACAAGGUGUGGGGGAGGAGACAGGGAGGCGCUGCAGGACUCCCACGUGCUUGCUCCCUCCCCCGCUGCUCUCACUCACUCACUUGUUCAUUCGUUCCACAAACAUUUACUGAGCCCCUGGACCCUGUGGACACAGAGGGGACUGAGACAGGAGCGGGGAGUGAGGGACAACUCACAGCCUGUUCUCGAUUUGGAUGGGGGGUGGGGGAGGAAGGAGAUGGGCUGGGAGAAGGGAAGGAAGUUUGUGGUUUAUUGCUUGUGUAUUUUCUCAGAGCUAUCAUUGUAUUUUGGCUUCACACAUACCCAGACCCCCCAUUAGAGGCCCACUGCCCCCAAACCCACCCAAGCCAAUUCUUGAGGAGAACCCAGAUUUACCAGUUGGGGUAGGAGACAGUGGGUCCUGCAGAAUAUGGGCAAAAUCUAUUUAAAAAAAAACAAAAACCCAAACAUCCCUGACUGGUAUGGCUCAGUGGAUUGAGUGCCAGCCUGCGAGCCAAAGGGUCACUGGUUUGAUUCCCAGUCAGGGCACAGGCCUGGGUUGCAGGCCAGGUGCCCGGUAGGGGGCGCUCAAGAGGCA
Pteronotus mesoamericanus is the source of this 4270-nucleotide messenger RNA. RefSeq names its product solute carrier family 4 member 1 (Diego blood group) (gene SLC4A1). Gene Ontology annotation, biological process: monoatomic anion transport; transmembrane transport; regulation of intracellular pH. Gene Ontology annotation, cellular component: plasma membrane; basolateral plasma membrane. The record is from RefSeq and is a predicted model, not a curated record. Bases 175 to 2934 code for a protein of 919 amino acids. The transcript has 20 exons. Gene Ontology annotation, molecular function: solute:inorganic anion antiporter activity; monoatomic anion transmembrane transporter activity; bicarbonate transmembrane transporter activity. NCBI's taxonomy places the organism in Eukaryota, Metazoa, Chordata, Mammalia, Chiroptera, Mormoopidae.